UUUUUGCCCGCCCGUGGGUGGUUUCCAGCAUCGCGGCGGCGAGCCAGACCCGCCGUCGUGUAUCGAAGCGGGAACCCGUCCUCCCGUCUGUCCGUCGCCUGGGCUGGGCCGCACCCCCCCCCCCCGAUCGAUGGAUGCACGGUACCGACGCCACGCACGUUGGGUGACCGGUGGGAAGCAAGGACUCGCUGCCGACUUCUACGAAGAAUGAUGCUGUUCGUGAGCACUACUAACGUACCAAGGCUAACUGCUAGCACCGGCCUCUGAUUGAGGCUUGUCCAUCACUCGGCGGGCAUGGCUCUCGACGACGACAACACCCACGAUUCAUGUACGUGCCGCCAGUCGUCACAGCAAUCCCACCGGACGACGAGCUGCGGUCCCGGUGCGUCGUCGUUCGUCUCAAGCCGUUUCACCUCCCAUCCCGCUGCUGCACUGCUGAGGCAACAAGCGCAACGCUGUUAUUAACUCACGUCUUCAAUGCCCCCUUCGUCAAAAGUCCAGCAGCAAGCAGGGAAAAGCUUAUCGCUGGGCUUCGGCUUGGGGGAGGGUCGAUGCCCAUGCACCACGGGUGGCCUGGGAAAGCCCGAGAGCCAUGCCCUGACGCACGAUGCCUCCUAGCGCCCGACCACGAGUCUCCCCGGUUCCCGGCCUAGCGGUGCUAAGUGCUAGUCGUAGUUUUAGUAGGUAGCAGCUCACACGCGCUCCCGCUAACAAGUGGCGACCCACCCCGGAUCUCACGACUGCGCGAGCCCCGACCGUGGCUUGUCCGUCUCUGCACCGCUUCACCUCAUAACAGGACACCAAACGCCAUGGAGACGGCGCGGUGUCCGGGAAGGGACGCUAAGGGCCAGGAGGAGGAAAAAAAUAAAAGGGCGUAUUCAUGCAUCCUUGAGGCGUGGGGGUUAUUAUAUAUGUCGUAGUGAGGCUCUUCGCCCCCUUUGUGUCUGUCUAUCUUGCCAUGCAACCCUCGUUGUGCUACCCAUCGUCAACAGAGUCAACAAACUACCCAUAACCACACUACAUACGUGGGAGACACUAGUGUGAAUGCCCUCGUUGGAGAGAGAGAGAGAGAGACAUACACACGCGCCUGUAGUUGGAUUGUCACGACGGGCUUCUUUAUCGUUCGACGGCCGGCGAGCCGGAACCUCACAACGACGACAUGUCGACCAACUCUCCGCCGGGCGGCCCAGGAGGCCAGCUCGAGCAGCUGAAGAAGCCGGGCCCCCCGUACCCUCCCCAGGGCGCCGGCCUCGGCGGCCAGCCCACGACGGGCGUCGACGUGCCCAUCUCGGCCGUCAUGCUCGCCCUCUUCGUCGCCUCGGCGGCGCUCAACAUGACCAUCCUGCAGCUCAACAUGCGGCGCGGGCACAAGUUCGUGCUCUCGGGCGUGCUCUUCGGCUUCUCCAUGGCGCGCAUCACCGCAAACGUCAUGCGCAUCGUCUGGGCCUGCUACCCGCGCAACGUCCGCGUCGCCAUCGCCGCCAACAUCCUCACCAACGCGGGCGUCCUGCUCCUCUUCAUCGUCAACCUCAUCCUCGCGCAGCGCAUCCUCCGCGCCUACCAGCCGCGGCUCGGGUGGUGCCGCCCCGUGCGCCUCGGCUUUCGUGGGCUGUACGCCGCCGUCGUCGCAUGCCUCGUCAUGGUCAUCACCGCCGCCGUGUACAGCUUCUACACCCUCGACGCGGACAAGCUGACCAAGAUUCGCGACGUCCAGCUCUUCGCCGUCACCUUCCUCGCCGUCCUCGCCUUCCUGCCCGUCCCCAUCGUCGCCCUCGCCCUGCUCCUCCCGCGGCAAACCACCACCAUCACUGGCGGCGGCGGCAUCGGCGUCGGCCAGCCCGUCGACCCCUUCGGCACCGGCAGCAUGCGCACCAAAAUCGCCCUCGUCCUCUUCACCACCACCCUGCUCGCCCUCGGCGCCGGCUUCCGCGCCGGCAUCGCCUACAUCAAGCGACCCGCCGACCACCCCGCCUGGUUCCACCACAAGGCCGCCUACUACUGCUUCAACUACACCAUCGAGCUCAUCGUCGUCUUCACCUACGCCCUGUCGCGCUUCGACCGCCGCUUCUGGAUCCCCAACGGCAGCUGCAAGCCCGGCGACUACUCGCGUGGCGGCGACGGCAGUGGUGACAACAACAACAACGACAAGGACGCCGUCGAGGAGGGCUUCCGCCUCAGCGCCGAGCAGCAGGGCCAAGAGGACCGCGAGCGCGACUGGGAGGCCCGAGCCAAGGCCGAGACGGAAAGGGGCAUGCCCUCGUGA
This is a messenger RNA of Purpureocillium takamizusanense, 2263 nucleotides long. RefSeq lists its product as uncharacterized. NCBI's taxonomy places the organism in Eukaryota, Fungi, Ascomycota, Sordariomycetes, Hypocreales, Ophiocordycipitaceae. The transcript has 2 exons. The record is from RefSeq and is a predicted model, not a curated record. Bases 1160 to 2263 code for a protein of 367 amino acids.